Ictidomys tridecemlineatus (thirteen-lined ground squirrel) is the source of this 1899-nucleotide messenger RNA. The record is from RefSeq and is a predicted model, not a curated record. NCBI's taxonomy places the organism in Eukaryota, Metazoa, Chordata, Mammalia, Rodentia, Sciuridae.
GCGCUGCCUCCCCGGGCCGGCCGCUCCGCGCCUGCUGCCACCGGGCCAGCUGCUGGCUGUCCCGAGCGCUGCGAGCCCGCGCGCUGCGCCCCGCCGCCCGACAACUGCGAAGGUGGUCGUGUCCGAGACGCGUGCGGCUGCUGCGAGGUGUGUGGCGCCCCCGAGGGCGCCGCGUGCGGCUUGCAGGAGGGCCCUUGCGGCGAGGGGCUGCAGUGUGUGGUGUCCUUCGGGGUGCCCGCCUCGGCCACCGUGCGCCGGCGGUCGCAGGCCGGGCUCUGUGUGUGUGCCAGCAGCGAGCCGGUGUGCGGCAGCGACGCCAAAACCUACGCCAACCUGUGCCAGCUGCGCGCUGCCAGCCGUCGCUCCGAGAGGCUGCCCCAGCCGCCGGUCAUCGUCCUACAGCGCGGCGCCUGCGGACAAGGGCAGGAAGAUCCCAACAGUUUGCGCCACAAAUAUAACUUCAUCGCUGACGUGGUGGAGAAGAUCGCUCCUGCGGUGGUUCACAUCGAGUUAUUUCGCAAGCUCCCUUUCUCCAAGAGGGAGGUGCCAGUGGCCAGCGGGUCUGGGUUCAUUGUGUCAGAAGACGGACUGAUCGUGACCAAUGCCCACGUGGUGACCAACAAGCACCGUGUCAAAGUCGAGCUGAAAAGUGGAGCCACCUAUGAAGCCAAAAUCAAGGACGUAGACGAAAAGGCGGACAUUGCUCUUAUCAAGAUUGACCACCAGGGGAAGCUGCCCGUCCUGCUGCUCGGCCGCUCCUCGGAGCUGCGGCCAGGAGAGUUCGUGGUCGCCAUCGGGAGCCCGUUUUCCCUCCAAAACACCGUCACCACCGGGAUCGUCAGCACCACCCAGCGGGGCGGCAAGGAGCUCGGGCUCCGGAACUCGGACAUGGACUACAUCCAGACGGACGCCAUCAUCAACUAUGGAAACUCGGGAGGCCCCCUGGUAAACCUGGUAAGGCCUGUCAUUACCCAUGUCGAGGUUUGUUUUUAUCUGUGUGCGUGCUGUUUUGUUUUAAUUUCUGUUAUCCCUUUUGUUACACCAGGGAAAGCCAUCACCAAGAAGAAGUACAUAGGGAUCCGAAUGAUGUCACUCACGUCCAGCAAAGCCAAAGAGUUGAAGGAUCGCCACCGAGACUUCCCUGACGUGCUCUCGGGAGCCUACAUCAUUGAAGUGAUUCCUGAUACCCCCGCAGAAGCCGGUGGUCUCAAGGAGAACGACGUCAUCAUCAGCAUCAACGGACAGUCGGUGGUCUCGGCCAAUGACGUCAGUGACGUCAUUAAGAAAGAAAAUGUCCUGAACAUGGUUGUUCGCAGGGGCAAUGAAGACAUUAUGAUCACAGUGAUUCCCGAAGAAAUCGACCCCUAGGUGGAGGCGUGAGCUGGGCUUCACUUUUCCCUCAGAGACUGCGGUGGACCAUGCGUGAAGACCCUGGGCUGGUGGCAUGGCGUACCCGGGACUUUGGACCGCCAUUUUGUUUGUUCAGUGGAAAUGCCCCAGCCAACAGAUUCCUUCCUGAUAGUGUUCAGGCAAAACAAAUGUAAUGUUGCAGAUUCUCAGGCAGAAGCUCCGCCCUUCUGUACCCCAUGUAUGCAGCGUGCUUUAUCUUGCCAGCUUGGGCUCUUCCUGCUUAGACAGUCAACACCUGUCUCCUCCUUUAACCGAGUCAUCGUGUUAGUCCAACUAAUGCAGUUGACGCAUUGUGUAGAUAAGAGGAAGGCCUCGCAGGAGCCAGAACAGUCCUGGGCAUGUUCGUGCUUUCCUCUGAGUCAGCACCCAGAGACCAUGGAUGGGUGGAUGCUGGCUUCCGAGACGGCCAAGUCCCUCUUUUAGGAAUCUUCAGAACUGGGAGUGCGAUGACUCUUGAGUUUGAGCUAUUAAAAUACUUCUUCAUACAUU